GCCACCAAUCGUGAGGGGACCUUCCUCUGUUCCCACCCCGGAUCCAGCUUAUUUCAUGCUUAUCUACGAGGAUUUUGCGUGUCGUCUAGUAUCGCGUGCGCCCCACGCGGGCUUCGCGUAGCGCCGAACCCCCCCCCCCCCCACACACACCAGCGCCGCGCGUCGGCGACCCGCAGAAUGCGUGGCUCGGGGGCGCGCAAGCGCAGUGGCUGCGGCAGCGCUUCCGGGACGGCGCUGUGCAACCUUUUUGGCGCGAGUGGGGACGGCGGCCGGGAGGGCGCGGUCCGCGCUCCGCGGUGUGGGUCCCGGCAGCGCCAUGCGCUACAACGAGAAGGAGCUGCAGGCGCUGUCCCGGCAGCCGGCCGAGCUGGCGGCGGAGCUGGGCAUGCGGGGUCCCAAGAAAGGCAGCGUGCUGAAAAGGCGGCUUGUGAAGCUGGUGGCCAACUUUCUCUUCUACUUCCGGACGGACGAGGCCGAGGCUUCCUGGAGGACCCUGAGAGGAAGUAUCACUUUGCCUGCUGCAGUGAGGAGCAGUGUCAGGAGUGGAUGGGGGCUCUGCGGCGAGCCAGCUACGAGUUCAUGCGGAGAAGCCUCAUAUUCUACAGAAACGAGAUCCAGAAGAUGACUGGCAAGGACCCCCUGGAGCAGUUCGGCAUAUCUGAGGAGGCCAGGUUCCAGCUGGGUGGCUUGAAGGCCUGAGUCUGGAAGAAGACCUCCCCAUCCUCUCUGCACCCUGGGUUUCUUGGUCAAGCCUGGAUUUCCUGCUGCAGGUGCUUGGCUUAAAGACUUCGAAAGCCCAAGAUUGGUGGGGGUGGGCAGGGGCGGGUUGGAGAAACAACCCAGGAACACGCCACCCCCGACCCGGACUGGUCUGGCACCUGUUGGGUGCCCCAUGCUGCUACCGGGGGACAAGUGUCCACUCCUAGAAGCUGUGGCCGACCCCUCGGGUCCAUCCACCUGGGGCCUCUGAGGCUGGUGUACCCCUUCUGCCCUGUGCAGACUGAAUGUACGUAGCUAGACGAUGCUGUGAAGGACGUGGGGGGCUGUGCCUCCCGGAGCCACUGUGAAUUCUCCUGCCACUGGGGCAGGCCUUGGCCGAUGCUUCUGGGCGGAGCAGGACGCCUUCACUCUCAGGCCAGCGUGCUUGUUGUACUCAAAUAAAGGGACCUCUUUUCCACGUGG
Molecule: messenger RNA, 1182 nt
Organism: Lutra lutra (Eurasian river otter)
Lineage: Eukaryota; Metazoa; Chordata; Mammalia; Carnivora; Mustelidae
Gene: PLEKHJ1
Product: pleckstrin homology domain containing J1
Exons: 5
Coding region: 178-699 (173 amino acids)
Biological process (GO): endosome organization; receptor recycling; retrograde transport, endosome to Golgi
Cellular component (GO): trans-Golgi network; early endosome; recycling endosome
Source: RefSeq, a predicted model, not a curated record